CCUCUCGCGACACUUCGACUGGUCCUCCGGUGCCUCAGGUCCUCACCCGGCGAGCCGCCUCCGUCAAGGCACGGCAGUCGCCGCUGCGGGAGCGCCUCAGCGGAGCCCGCGGUGCGGGGUUGGAGCGCGACCGCAGGCUCCGCCCGCUCGCUCCACCCGAGUCGGGAGGUAGGCUGCGGCGGGGACAUGCCCCGGCUCCCUGGGCCAGGGCCGAGAGCGCGAGCGGCGGCGCUGCAAGCGAGUCCAGAGCGAAAUGUCAUCAGUAGAAUCACGCCAGGAGCAGCUGUCUCAGUCAGAUCCAUCCCCUUCAUCAAACUCCUCUAGUUCCUUUGAGCUGAUCGACAUGGAUGUUGGCAGCCUGUACGAACCUGUCUCUUCACAUUGGUUUUAUUGUAAGAUAAUAGAUUCUAAGGAGCUAUGGAUCCCUUUCAACUCUGACGACUCCCAACAGCUUGAAGAGGCUCAUGGCUCUGGGAAAGAUUGUAAUGAGAAAGUUGUUCCCACGGAUGGGGGCAGAUAUGACGUUCACUUAGGGGAAAGGAUGCGGUAUGCUGUGUAUUGGGACGAACCGCCAUCAGAAGUGAGACGAUGUACCUGGUUUUACAAGGGAGACAAAGACAAUAAGUACGUUCCCUACUCAGAGAGCUUCAGCCAAGUUUUGGAGGAAACAUACAUGGUUGCUGUAACUUUGGAUGAAUGGAAAAAGAAACUAGAAUCUCCAAACAGAGAAAUUAUUGUAUUACACAACCCAAAGCUCAUGGUGCAUUAUCAGCCAGUUGCAGGGGCUGAUGAAUGGGGUUCAACCUCCACAGAGCAAGGGCGACCAAGAUCAGUAAAAAGAGGAGUUGAGAACAUCCCUGUUGAUAUUCACUGUGGGGAACCUUUACAAAUAGAUCACUUAGUUUUUGUAGUCCAUGGGAUUGGACCAGCUUGUGAUCUCCGUUUUCGAAGCAUUGUUCAAUGUGUUAAUGAUUUCCGAAGUGUUUCCUUGAACCUGCUGCAGACACAUUUCAAGAAAGCCCAAGAAAACCAGCAGAUUGGAAGAGUGGAAUUUCUUCCAGUCAAUUGGCACAGUCCUUUGCAUUCUACUGGGGUGGACAUAGAUCUGCACCGAAUAACUCUGCCCAGCAUUAACCGCCUCAGACACUUCACUAAUGAUACGAUCCUGGAUGUCUUCUUUUACAAUAGCCCCACCUACUGUCAGACCAUCGUGGACACAGUAGCUUCUGAAAUGAACCGAAUAUAUGCACUUUUUCUGCAGAGGAACCCUGAUUUCAAAGGGGGUGUAUCCAUUGCUGGUCAUAGUUUAGGUUCGCUUAUAUUGUUUGAUAUCCUAACAAAUCAGAAAGAUUCUUUUGGGGAUAUUGACAGUGAAAAGGGUUCAUUUAGAACUGUUGAGGAUCAAGGAGAUGUACCAACGUUAGAAGAAGAACUGAAGAAACUUCAACUCUCUGAGUUCCUCACUGUCUUUGAGAAAGAAAAAGUUGAUAAAGAAGCUCUGGCCUUAUGUACAGAAAAAGAUCUUCAGGAAAUGGGAAUUCCCUUAGGACCAAGAAAGAAGAUUAUAAACCAUUUCAGAACCAGAAAAAACUCAAUGGGUGUUAAUAGAUCAGCCACAUCAGCUUCAGAAGUAAACAUCCCCAAGGAAAAUGGUGACUAUCUAGAUGUUGGCAUUGGGCAGGUGUCUGUAAAAUACCCCCGGCUCAACUACAAACCAGAAAUAUUCUUUGCCUUUGGAUCUCCCAUUGGAAUGUUUCUUACUGUUAGAGGAUUAAGAAGAAUUGAUCCUAAUUAUAAAUUUCCCACAUGCAAAGGUUUCUUCAAUAUUUAUCAUCCUUUUGAUCCUGUAGCAUAUAGGAUUGAACCAAUGGUGGUACCGGAAGUAGAAUUUGAGCCAAUGCUGAUCCCACAUCAUAAAGGCAGGAAGCGGAUGCACUUAGAACUGAGAGAGGGCUUUACCAGAAUGAGUAUGGACCUGAAGAAUAACUUGCUGGGUUCACUGCGGAUGGCCUGGAAGUCCUUCACCAGAGCUCCGUACCCUGCCUUACAAGCUUCAGAAACAGCAGAAGAAACCGAGGCAGAACCUGAAUCAAGUUCAGAAAAGUCCAGUGAAGUCAACACAGAAGAGACACCCACGGAAGUUAAAGAAGAGCUUCCAAUCAAUGUGGGAAUGCUGAAUGGUGGCCAGCGCAUUGACUAUGUGUUGCAGGAGAAGCCCAUUGAGAGUUUUAAUGAAUACUUAUUUGCUUUACAAAGUCAUCUAUGCUACUGGGAAUCCGAAGAUACAGUAUUGCUGGUUCUGAAAGAGAUCUACCAAACCCAGGGCAUCUCCCUUGAUCAGCCUUUACAGUAAAAAUGGCCCAUCUGGCUGCCUAAUAUGGACACGGAGGGAGCCUUUGCUGAAAAUCCACGUGCUUUUUGCUGCAGGUUUCUUUGCAGCUACGCCAUCAAGUCCUGCAUGUUGCCUGCCUCUUACUCCACAGGACCUUUAGAAGAUAAUCCUUUUCGGAAGUUAGUGGAGAGCAAAAGGAAGACUCAUUGCUUUGUAAAAACACUCACUAGUUUUUGUAGCUAAGGCACUUACAUCCUUUAAUGCUUUAACAGCAGUACUUCCUUAUUUAUUACAUGGAAAGAAACACAGUCUGUUUAGGGGGCUUAGAUAAAUUUGAGAGGUUUACUCUUUAUCUUUAGAAAAUGGACCAGUUUGGGAGCUUAUUCUUAAGAUUUAAAGGUACUUGGGGUCCAGUCAUUUUUUUUGUGUGUGUGUUCUUUGCACUGGAAGGAAGGCUAAGCAUAAAUGGAUAUGGAAAUAAUUGCUAUUUUUUUAAGCCAGCAUUUCUUUCCUGUAUUAUAUGAAGAUAUGACUGUAGCUUACUAAAAAUAUAGUUUGCUCUGAACACUGUCAGCUAAGCUUAUUGUAGGAAUCACUGGUGCUCUUCUGUUUUUACAACUGCUUCAGCUUCUGUAAAUGUGAAGGUGGUGUGGAUUGUGUGCCUGCCCUUUUACACCACAUUCCAAACGGGGGUGUGCUUUGAUAAUACUUACCUUGAAGGUGAAGUUGUAAGACUUGUUCAAUUACAUGGCCCAUCCCAACUGUUCAUUUGUAGAUGUGAUCUUGUAGCACCAACUUAAGUCACCUGCUACUUCCAGUUGAGUAAAGGAAGUAUUGUGAUGGAAACAUCCUUGCCUUCCAAGGUCUCGUCAAAAUGUUUACUUAGAGUUGGCAGUCAGUUGAGUAUGCAGGUUAGCAGGGGAAAGACCAUAUUCUGAAAGAAAACCUAUUAUACAGGGUCUUGAGGAGCAGCUGUGUGCUUGUAGCUGAAUCUGGAGAAACUGAGGUAGCUUUAUCCUGAGGAACAAGAAUGCACGCUAAGCUUUCCCCAAGGUAUCUGCUCGGCUUUAGGCUUCCCUCCCUCUUCAGCAUGUGCGUGCUCUUCUUCUCUGAUAGUCCUCUAUGCUCCUCAGAUCUCCACAGGUUUCUUAGAGAGUGGCAGGGGAGGUAAGCUAUGUUUUGAUCUUUGUCUUUUGUUUCCUGUAGCCCUAUCAUGGCAUCCAGAAUCCUCUGUAUUUAACACUCACAGAAGCUGCCCCUUAGCAGCAGUCUGUACCCUUUUUGUACAGAACAGAAAGGAGGGUAAUCACUGUGCCCUGGAGGUUACAGAGGCAAGCAUGGAUACAGUCAAGCCUAGCCUUCUGCUUAUGGAUAAUGCUGGAUAAGUGAACUACUGAGAAGUGCCAGGUGUGUGGAAAACUAAUUUUUUUAAGACAGGGUUUCUCUGUGAAAUAGUCCUGGCUGUUCUGGACCUCACUUUGUAGACCAGGCAGGCCUUGAACCCGCAGAGAUCCACUUGCCUCGGCCUCUUUAGUGCUAGGAUUAAAGGUUGCACCACCAUUUGCCUGGCUUAUUUUUUUUUUUUUAACAGUAUCUCUUGGAUAGAAUUAUUGAGAAUUAAGUAGUAUUAAUUAAAUACUAAAGGGUUUUUGUCAAAUCGUCAUCUUCAGAUUUGUUUACUCUUGUUAGCAGAAUUGUUACUACUUACGAGUAAACCAAAGUACAACCAAGAAUGACUUCUUGUAACCAAAGAUGGGCAGCAUGGCCCCGGAGAGCUAGAUAAACCACUGUGCUAUGCCAUGCUUCUCUCUGGCAGUCUAGGCAUACAGUAACUAAAGAGCUUGACCCUCACCAUCCACUUGUGUAUUACCCUGUGUGCUAUACAAGUGAGGAAAGCGGCAAGGAGCCUGAGUUUAGUUACAGGGCAUUUGCCCUGCACCGUUGUAUCAUGUACAGUCUGCUGACCAAGGCUGUUUUUAAACACUAGUGUAACAGCAUUUUGUCCAGAUUCCUGGCUGCAGAGUUAGUGAGACCAUUUCAAGGGAAGAUGACGAAUAGCACUGAUUACCUUUCUGAUAUUUUGCACUUUUGAAAUGUUUGUUUUAUAUGUGAUUAUAUUUAAGACUUUAGUAAAUGCUGAAAUAAAACUAAUUGACCAGUUACUUACUUUCAUGUGGCCUUAUCUAUCAAGAAAAAAACCAAUAAAGUAGCCAUUUUCUCUUUUUUA
Molecule: messenger RNA, 4559 nt
Organism: Chionomys nivalis (European snow vole)
Lineage: Eukaryota; Metazoa; Chordata; Mammalia; Rodentia; Cricetidae
Gene: Ddhd2
Product: DDHD domain containing 2
Exons: 18
Coding region: 254-2353 (699 amino acids)
Cellular component (GO): COPII-coated ER to Golgi transport vesicle
Molecular function (GO): triacylglycerol lipase activity; metal ion binding; protein binding
Source: RefSeq, a predicted model, not a curated record